UUAGAUGUACUACCAGGAACUAAAACAGACAUAUUUUUGAAGUGUGCAUACCGCACUUAACCCCCUUAAUAAAUCCCAUAACAUAAUAUCAGUUAGCCAAUAGCUGGUUGACGAGUAAUGUAUGUAUAUAUAUGUGUGUAAACAAAGACAAGCAUGGCUUAAAUAUUUUAAAGCAUUUGGCAAGAUGAUGCAAGCAUCUUAAUGUUGCUAUAAAAUAAACCUGUAGGUGGUGUGCAUUGCACUAGAUGCGAUUGGUUCAACAAUUAUUUCCAAUUCAUGCUUGACGUUUAGAGGAUAUAAUUGUAAUAAUGCACCCUAUACAGGGAGAUCAUAAUUUAAGUUGUGUGAAAUACAGAUAAGCCAUUUGAUGUCCAGUGUUGAGAUUGAGAGAAAUGUCUGGUCAUCCUGGGUAAGAAAGGCACUGUCUUCGCCUUGCAGCAUUUAGCGGCUAGACUCCACUCUGUGUACACUCUCCAUAUACUGCGCACCAGGUCGGAAGAGAAAAGGAGAACAGAACCUGUGGAUCCUCGGUCAGCGACAUGGCUAACGUUACUACAGAUUCGGCGGACAUCGCAGAGGAAGAAACAGAACAUAUGAUCGAAAAUAAUUUUGUCGUAGAGGCCGAAAACGUUGCAUCUUCCAUUGACCCUAAAGAGAUGCGAGCGGUGAUAUUAGCAGGCUUCGGAGGUCUCAACAAACUCAGGGUAACCAAGAAGACCAUGCCAGAGCCACAGCAUGGUGAAGUGAAGAUCCGCGUUAAGGCAUGUGGUUUGAACUUCGUGGACCUGAUGGUUCGCCAGGGGAAUAUUGACAGUCCACCAAAACCUCCUCUAAUACCCGGAUUCGAAUGUUCUGGGAUAGUUGAGUCCAUUGGUGAAAACACCCAUGGGUUCGAAAUAGGGGACAGAGUGAUGGCAUUUGUGUGUUACAAUGCCUGGGCAGAGGUGGUUUGUACUCCAGUGGACUAUGUCUACAAGAUGCCAGACAAAAUGAGUUUUCAAGAGGCUGCAGCCUUCUCAUUGAACUAUGUAGCUGCUUAUAUGAUGCUCUUUGAAGUCGCAAAUCUCAGAGAAGGAAUGUCUGUGUUGGUCCAUUCAGCUGGAGGUAGUGUGGGUCAAGCAGUAGCUCAGCUCUGCUCCAGCGUGCCAAAUGUCACUGUGUUUGGAAUUGCCUCAUGUUCCAAACACGUAGCCAUCAGAGACUCAGUCACCCACAUAUUUGACAGAAAUGCGGAUUAUGUACAAGAAGUGAAAAAGAUUUCACCGGAGGGUGUUGACAUUGUUUUGGACUGUCUUAGUGGCGAGCACACUGGGAAAGGCCUUGCUCUGCUUAAGCCUCUUGGAGCAUACGUCCUCUAUGGUGCAUCAAACAUGGUCACAGGUGAAACAAAGAGUUUUUUCAGCAUCGCAAAAUCUUGGUGGCAAGUGGAGAAGGUGAACCCAUUCAAACUCUACGAGGAGAACAAAGUGAUGGCCGGAUUCUCCCUCCUCAACCUCCUCUUUAAACAGGGGGGGGGGGUGCGGGUGAAGACAGUGAUGGACAAACUGUUGUCUCUUUACAAUCAAGGGAGGAUCAAGCCAGUCGUCGACUCACUUUGGGCCCUGGAAGAGGUGAAAGAGGCCAUGCAAAGAAUCCAUGACAGAGGAAAUGUAGGAAAACUAAUACUGGACAUUGAGAAGUCUCCUACUCCUUUGAUGGCAAAUGACAGCACAGAGACUAGUGAGGCUGGGGAGGAAGAGGAAGAUCCUGAAGGAGACAAUGACAAUAAGGAACGAAUGCCUUUCAUACAGUAGGCCAGCAGGAAGACGGAUAUACUGCAAAAUACGGUUCUACACACUCACUCACCCUCACCCUGGAGAUCAUCAGGAAACUUAAAAUAGAACUUGCUGUGUGUGUGCAUGUGUGUAGAUUUGUUUCAAUGUGUGCGUGCAUGUACACGUGUCUGUUGUAGGUUUUCAGGUCAUUAGAUCACUGGAAUAAAGGUAAACGUUAGGGUAGUCAAGAUUGUUAAUUCAACAGUCGGUGCAACCCUUAAGUGACGUGUGAAGCUAGUCCAGUAAUUCGAUUUUGUUUGCAUCCAUCCAUGUAGUUGCUUGGAAACAUAACCGCCCCUGCAAGGUAGAGAUAAGGUUUUUGAAAGACUUGAAUAGGGAUACAAUAAUGUUUUAUUGGAACAGCGCAAAGGAAACAAAUUCUAUCCUUAGUGGCUUGUCUUCUUAUUGUACACAGAGUUAUGUUAUGGGGGAUGUGUGCAGACCCAUGGAAGUGAAUCAUAACUCGAAUGUGCCAGAAAAUGAGUAUAUAUCUAUUUUUAAGUUCCCAGCUGUGUUGUCGUAUACAAAGUGGGACGCCAGUGCUUUUUUCAUGUAUAUCUAGUGUUGAACCAGAAUGUGUUAGUAUUUUGAAAUAUGCUUAUAAAUAAUUAAGUACAUGCCAGAUUUGAAUAUAUACAUGUAUUUGGCGCCAUAACAUUUCUAGAAAGAAUUAUAAAGAUUUCUGGACCAAGACUGUAAACCACUUGUGAUUGAGGAGAGUGAUUGAGAACAGAAAUUUCAAAUUCCCUUUUAAUUAUGUUAUGAAAAUGAUAUAGUCCAAAAUCUUUAAUCAUUCGAUGUAAGAAAUGUAUUUAUGUUUUCAAGCACAAAUACAAAAAUGUAUUUGUGCUUACUUCUGGUAUAUUGCUGUAUUAAGUAGUUGAAACACAUGCCUGCGCUGACAUUAAGCUGAUGCCUUUUUUGUGAAAUGACACUGCUCUACUGUCAACUUUAACUCAUAGCACUUUGAUUGACAGUUUCAGACUUUGAGCAAUUACAACACAGAACAGUGAGGGGGAGAUUCAGCUCAAACCCUUUGAUUUGAGGUGUAUAUUCAUUUAACAUUUAUAUAUCAAAAUAUAUUAUGUAGGUGUGUGGUAUACAUUACUCUGUGAUAUGUUAUGGCUAUUGUUGUCUGCCACUUUAAGGACUGUCUUCUGUCUACAUUUAUGUUCUUAACACUAGGUAUUAUAAUGGGUCGGAGCGAUGUUAUAGUACAUAAUGCAUGUAGCCCAAAUUGAAAUGGUCUGUUUGUGUGUAUGUGCAAUUUUAUGUUUACCUGCUAGUGCCUCGUAUUCAAGGGCCAUAAUAUGGCACAUGCUUUCUGUUGGAAUGAUUAGUAGUUUAACUGAAUCUAGUUCAAUGUUCAGUAAAGUUAUUGCUUUGGGAUUAUCAAUGCGUUAUCCUUGUUGUCAAGAAGCGCAGUUUCAUUACUGUUACUAUGGUAUCCAUUAAACAUACUUUAAUGGACACUAGCAUUUGUUUACCUGUCAGUGCCUCGUACUUUAAGUGCCAUAAAACUAUACAAAACAUUUCUUCAAAUGGCAAGCCAUUGAAAUGAAGAAAGUAAAUGUAAAGUAAAACAUUUCUGGAAUAUGAUUUACAUGUGACUUGUUUUGGACAAUAAAA
This is a messenger RNA of Gadus chalcogrammus (walleye pollock), 3443 nucleotides long. RefSeq names its product vesicle amine transport 1-like (gene vat1l). Gene Ontology annotation, molecular function: oxidoreductase activity. Lineage: Eukaryota; Metazoa; Chordata; Actinopteri; Gadiformes; Gadidae. The record is from RefSeq and is a predicted model, not a curated record. The transcript has 9 exons. The coding region runs from base 540 to 1793 and encodes 417 amino acids.